Molecule: messenger RNA, 1176 nt
Organism: Ostreococcus tauri
Lineage: Eukaryota; Viridiplantae; Chlorophyta; Mamiellophyceae; Mamiellales; Bathycoccaceae
Product: unnamed product
Exons: 1
Coding region: 1-1176 (391 amino acids)
Molecular function (GO): hydrolase activity
Source: RefSeq, a predicted model, not a curated record
AUGUCGACCUCGACGCCGACCUCGACGUCGCGCGCGCACGGUGGUGGCGUUGUGCGCGCGCGAUGGCGAUCGCGCUCGUCUCGCGUUGAGCGUCGAGUUGGCACCAACGCUGCGAGCGCGGAUGAAUCGGAAUUUGAAAAUGACCAACUAGAGUCAAAGAAGACGCUGGUGGUGAUCGAGUGCGAUGGCGCGGUCGUCGACGUGCAUGGAGACGGACACAGAGUGGCGUUUAAUCGAGCGUUUGCGUCGAAGGGGUUGAACGGGGUGACCUGGGAUCACGCCGAGUACGCGUCGUUAUUGAGAAGCGGAGGCGGGACGCCGUACGGAAUGUGCGAGCGGUACUUUACCUUUUAUGGCUACCCGUCCGCGGUCUCUCCGGCGACGAAACGCAAGAUUGAGAACGAUGAGUAUAUGCAGGCUAUGAAGCGGUUGCAAGAGAUUGUUCCGCUGGCCACGGACGAGAUGGAUUCCGAGGACGACUCUGAGGAGGGACGCGCAAGCGCUGAGGACGAAAAGCGAAUGAGGGAAAUUUUCCUGCGAGAUUUGAUCAAGGAGAAGGAUAAUCAAUUCGGUCUUAUGAUCGAUGAGCAUGCACUCAAGAUUCGAAGCGGUGUGGAGCGAUUCUUGGAUGAUUGCAUUCGAGAGAAUGACAAGAUCCAGGUUCUGCUCGUGUCGGAAACCGGCAGCAAUCCGUCAGAAAGGGUCUUGGACGCGGCGAUGCACAAGCUGGGCGAGCUUCGCGCGGCAGGAAUCUCCGUGAUGAACGCAUCCGAUCUCGCUGCACCAUCGUCGAUGUCGCAGGCGAUCCAAAAGCAAAAGGGUGAUUUACUUGCACCUGAGAUCGGUGGCGACUUGCAGCGCCAAAAUUUGAACUCGGACGUCAUCAUCGACGCCGGCAUGUUCUCUUCCAGUCUUCGAUCGGUGCUCACGGCGGAAACUAUCACCGAGCUCGCUGUCUCGCGCGGAUUCGAUCCGAAAAACGUCAUAUUUAUCGGCGGUGCACUUUCAACAUGCUCGGCGGCGUCGUCGGCUGGAUGUUUUUCUGUCAUGGUGCGAACGCAGCUGCAUCGAGGUGGUGAGUUCCCCGGCGUUGACUCCGUCGUCGACGGCUACGGCGCGGGCGAGGGAAUCACGCUUCGUCGAAUCCUUGCCAUCAGCGGCUCUAGAUCUCGCUGA